UAUACUGCGUACAAUGCAAAAGGAAUGUACUGUGCAAGUCUAUGUAGUUCAAUAUGGCGCGCCUUCGGUUCCCAGGGAGGCCUGGCCACAGAUAUGGACGAUCAUUAGUGCGAUACCUUCCAGAAAAAGACAGAAAUCAUCAGCAUGCAUUCUUUGCACGUACAGCAGCCAUCCAGAGAAAUCUCAAGUGGUUUUAUGAUCUGUUUGGCGACUCUGACGAGGAGGAUGAUUUCCAAGGCUUCACAGCUUCUGAGAUUGGUGAAUUACGGUCACCUCAACGCAAGAAAUGGACAAAGAAGGAAGAAGAGUCGCCAAAGAUCAAGAACAUCAAAGGUUCUUGGCCCAUCAUGGGGCGCCGAGCGGGAAAAGAGAGUCACUAUACCGGAGGAGAUUCCUGCGCAGAGAUGAGGAGAGGAGAAUGGAACACGGCUAAACCGUACAAGAUAAAGAAGUCGAGAGUCGUGGGAGGGAGAAUACAGAAGCUCAAGAAUGGCUCUUUGGGCGGUAACCGUGAAAAGAGAUCUGUUGGUCGGCUGUCCUACAGAGAUAUGGUUAAAGGUUUGGAUGUUGUUCGACCGAAGCUUAUCCCGCCAAAGGAGCCCAGGCCACCCAGGUCUCCGAAAGCUACUUUUACAAAGGUUGGAGGGAAGGCCGAAGGGAAGAUCCGAUUGCCGUUUCUGAUGCCGAAGCAGAAGGCCAAAAGUGGACUUAAAGGGAAAGAAGCAAUGGUACCUUGGCGGGGUAAGACUAAGAUGGAGAAGGCCCAACUAUUACUGAAGAAAGCAAGAGAAAAGAAAUCUGAAACAUCUCCCGUCAAGUUUAAGCCUUGGGAGAAGAAGAAAUUAUUGAUGGCUCAAGCUCAAAAUGGAACAUUUGACAAGGGAGGGAAAGUCAUUUGUGUGCCGAAAUCCAAACAGGUCAAUUUGUCAAAAGCCAUGGAGCUUGUGAAAAAGGCGAAGGGCGCUUCGAAAAUGAAUCAGCAAGUAUUUGGGUCGGAUACACCUGGUAAGCGAUCGGUUAAGUGCUCCAGCAAGCUUGCAGAUAUGGACAUGAAAGGGGUUGACUUGCAUUUCCUUCAUCGGAAAGUUACCCCUCCAUCCAAAAAGGCAAAGCUCUCAAAGAAAAAAUUGAAGUUGGUCGAGGAGAAGACUCCAAAACCUCCAAAGCCAAGCUUAGGUUUCGUAAUGCCAGUUAUGAGCUCUCGUUCCUCCAGAGUAAUCAAGCCAACAAAAAGGUUUAUUGAGCAAGAGUUUGCUUCCAGUCUGUUUGUGUCACCAUCAUCAGGUCAAGACAGUGAUUGGUCCGAUGUUCCUUCAGAUUUAGAUGGUUCUUUCUUAACACCACAGGCCUUUCCCACACCAGAGAUCCCCACUAUCAAGGUUAAGAAACCACCAAAGGCACGCAAGUUGGAUGAGAAUGAACUUGUCAUCAAAGACAUUGAGAAGAAGAAGAAGGAGAAGAAGAAGAAAUCCCAAAUUAAGGAGAAUAAAGAACAGUUACACUCUUUUCAAGAUGAAUUUUUGAAAUCCAUGAAUAUAUCGCCUAAGAAAAUUGAGCAUGAGAUGAAAUCUGAAAAUGAAAGUGAUGCAGAGAGCAAGAGCAGGCAGCGGAAGGAGGCAAACAGGAUGUUGAGUAUGAUCAGUGCAAAGGUCAAGAAUGGAAUAACCCUGACAGGCUCGCAGGAGAAAGUGUUGUUGAGCACUCCAGAACCAAAGUGGCAGCAUUUGAAAGCUGUUUACAAGAAGGUUGUCAAGAAGGAGGCAUUGGAUGAAGGCGAGACAAGAGCUCUGAGGAUAUCCCCUCUGGUGUUGUUUCAAUCCAUGAGGACAGGAGAAGAGCUUAUGCAUGUCCGAGGGAGGAUCGAUGGCCUGCCAAGUGUCAACGAGAUCCUCGAGAAAGUCAAGUCCGGGAUGGAAGUCACCGAAAAGGAGAAUGAGAAAUUACAGUGUUACAAGAGAAUAAGUAACGAACGACAGUUCAUCCAACGGUCAAAGCAAAGAGCUGAAAAGAGACUUCAGACAGAGAGCGAAGUUCAGUUAGUAAAUGAGGAUGGACCGGUUGACGUUAAUCCCGCUACUCCAUGUAGCACGAGUCCGAGAGGGGAUGCUAGCCCGAGGGUGAGUGCAGCAAGCUCCAGUCCCCCCGGACAAAGAAGAAGCCAGAGGUAAAGCAAGAGGCGAAGCAAGAGGUGAAGCAGGAGUUGACAGAGGAAGAAAAAGCAAAACAGUUAGAACUCAAAUGUGAGCGUCUCAUGAAAAAAUUCUUGUAUGAGAAAGAGGAGUAUAUUAAGAAUAUCCGAGAGCGUGCGAAGACUCCCGUUGAGAAGGGAAUGCCUUCUUUUAGGGCUCUAAAGAGGAGGCUGAAGCAAGGAUUGGAGCUAUCUGAUGCUGACAAUGAAAGGAUGAAGUUA
Lytechinus variegatus (green sea urchin) is the source of this 2410-nucleotide messenger RNA. RefSeq lists its product as uncharacterized. Bases 54 to 2168 code for a protein of 704 amino acids. NCBI's taxonomy places the organism in Eukaryota, Metazoa, Echinodermata, Echinoidea, Temnopleuroida, Toxopneustidae. The transcript is spliced from 2 exons. The record is from RefSeq and is a predicted model, not a curated record.